AUGAAGGAAGAUUUUGCAAAGUUUAAACAAUUCAAGAAGAGUCAUAGAAAAGAAAAAGAAGGAACUGUUGUAAUUGCGAUGGAUGAUGGUGUUAAUGGUGAAUGUUUGAAUGUGGAUAAUGAUAACGAAAAGGCAAAAAAUCCAUUACAAGAUGAGUGGUUAAUGGAUUCAGCUUGCCUAUUCCAUAUUUGCUCAAAGAAGGAGUGGUUUAAUGAGAUUGAAGAAAAAAAAGGAGAAAAAAUGAAGCUAGCCAAUGGAAACAAGAUGGAAGUUGAAGGUGUUGGAAGAGUGAAGAUCAAGCUGCAUGUUGUCAUGAUUCUCAUUCUAUUCUUUCUACUAAUCUCUCCUGCCACUGCAUUAUUCUUCAAUUUCACCAACUUCAACGAGAGUAUUCGUGACUUAAAAUAUGAAGGAGACGCGCACCUUGUAAAUUCUGCAAUUCAGCUUACUGAUAACCUGCACGAUCUCACAGGCCAUGUGACAUAUUUGGAACCGCUUCAUCUUUGGGACAAACCAUCGGGCAAUCUCUCCAGCUUCACCAUUAAUUUCACCUGCUCGAUCGAUGCACAAAAUAAUGCUUCACACAGUGAUGGGAUUGCACUGUUUCUCGCUCAUUUGGAUUAUCAGAUUCCUGAUAUCCAACAAGGCAGUGGUAUUGGUCUUGCCAGUGGGAACCAAACAUUGAGCUCCACAGACAAUCCAUUUGUUGCUGUGGAGUUCGAUACCUACCAUAAUGCAUGGGAUGCAGAGGACGGUGAUCACGUAGGCAUUGACGUCAGUUCAUUAAGAUCUUCUAAAAUUAUGAAAUGGGAUAGCAGUCUUGAUGGAAGAAUAGUGGAUGCUGGAAUUAUCUAUAAUUCUAGUUCCAAAAAUCUAUGUGUUUACUUUACUGGAUUAACAGAAGGAAUCUUUGUUCCACAGGUUCUUUGCCUUGAAAUUGAUCUAAGGGAUCACUUGCCUGAAUGGGUUGUUGUUGGUUUUUCAGCUGCCACAGGAAUGUACUCCGAGUUCCAUACCAUCCACUCAUGGUCGUGCAAUUCAUAUUUCUCUUCAUCUCCACCCUCUUCCUCCUUCUCACCUCCUCCUCCUCAGUGUCCUCCCAAAAAUAAUAAAUACAAGGCGUUAAUGAUAGCUGGAUGGUCAGUUGCUGGUUCGUUUCUUGUAAUACUGUUGGUCGGUGGAGUGAUCUCGUUUUGCAUUUUCAAGAACAGACAAAAAAAAGAUGGUUCCUCGAGAGAUACGAAUAGAAUAGAUACAGAAACUCCAGGUCCACAUCAUGAUGGAGGCGGCAUAGAACCUAGUCCACAACAAGAUCAGGUCGACGAGAUAGAAAAUGAUACACCCAGAAAUCAGAAUGGAGGAGAAGCAGGAAAUGAACCAGCCAGAAGUCAGGUUGCAGGCAAUGUAGGAACUGGUGCCGACACUGUUCUGAGCGAAAGAAUAGAGGGUCAAGCAGACAGUGCAGAGAGCGGAGUAGAAAGAGAGAAUGAUCCAGUCAGAGUUCUGAAUAGAGAAGAAACACAAAUUGGUUCUUCCAGCGUUCCGAGUAUAAGGGAAAUAGGAAUUUAUUCAUCACCUGUAACAAGCGAAGACCUCUGUUAA
This is a messenger RNA of Hevea brasiliensis (rubber tree), 1602 nucleotides long. Its product is annotated as L-type lectin-domain containing receptor kinase IX.1-like. The coding region runs from base 1 to 1602 and encodes 533 amino acids. Gene Ontology annotation, molecular function: carbohydrate binding. Lineage: Eukaryota; Viridiplantae; Streptophyta; Magnoliopsida; Malpighiales; Euphorbiaceae. The transcript is spliced from 2 exons. The record is from RefSeq and is a predicted model, not a curated record.